Molecule: messenger RNA, 9470 nt
Organism: Equus quagga
Lineage: Eukaryota; Metazoa; Chordata; Mammalia; Perissodactyla; Equidae
Gene: NACC2
Product: NACC family member 2
Exons: 6
Coding region: 2852-4978 (708 amino acids)
Biological process (GO): regulation of transcription by RNA polymerase II
Molecular function (GO): DNA-binding transcription factor activity, RNA polymerase II-specific; protein binding; RNA polymerase II cis-regulatory region sequence-specific DNA binding
Source: RefSeq, a predicted model, not a curated record
AUGGAGGCACCGCCCUGACCAUCACCCCCCGCCCCCCGCCAGGUCGUGGCAGGUGAGUCAUCGUGGUGCCGCUUCCCUGAGCAUCGUGGGCUUUACCAGUAUCGGCUCCGUGGACCCUACAGUAACCACCCAAGGGUGAACCUGAGCCCAUUGACAAAUGACCGUCCCAGGUGCGGUGUCAUUUGCUUGAGGCCGCAGGCUGUGGAGGGACUUGGCUGGGGCAGGGCCUGGCAUAUGAGGUUGGUGCCUGGAGAGCCCAGGACCCGCUGUGGGAAGGGACAGGCCUUGUUGGCCUUGCGCUGUCCCCUGCUCUCACUUUAGGAUCUGGCCACAGCCUGCCCAGCCCUGGGCAGUUGGGACCCUCUGUGGGCUGGUGCACAGUGCAGCUUUGGUGGCCUCUGCAUGGCUGGGAUGGGUCACCUCCUCUCAUAGCACAAGAGCCUCCAUGUGGCCAGGUGACCCCACCUCGCUCUCUGGGAGGCUCCUGGUGGUGGGUGCUGUGGGUCUCUGAAAGGGGCUGUUUGGGGGACCACUCCCCAUGGCACUGUACAUCACUGGGCAGCACAGCCCCCUCUGUCAGCUCUCCCCGGCCGCACCCAGCAUUCAGUUAAAUGCCUGCUAGGCACUGGGCAGGCCCGCCCCGCCCCUGCCAAGCUCAUGAGGGGCACCUGACGGGCUCUCCGAGGGAGAACCAGGUUGUGCACAGUUGAAGGCAGUGUGUUCUAGGGCCCUGGAUCCUGAGUCCUCACCCAGGCCAGGGUUGGCCCCUGCCCUGCCCUCCCCAUGACAGGUCCCAAUGUCCUUUGGCUUCUGGGUAUCCCUCUGUUUCCCUAUGUUGGCUCUGCCUAUGCCCCUGUCUGCCUUCCUUUGUGGCUGGCUAGACAUGUGGGCUGUUCCCCCAACUCCCACCCUGAGGCCCCAGCCCCCUUGUCUUGGGGCCGUUGGGCUCCUCCUAGUCGCUGGGAAAGGGGGACCACCAGGAUGACACAGCCUGGUCUGGGGUCCCGAUAGGGCUUCUGGUAGGACCUUCCGGGGGCUGGGCCUCCUGGUCUGGAUAAAGGCUGGCUGACGAGGCUACCUGGGGUGGGAGGUGUGGACGCCCGCUCCGGGCCUGCUGCUGCCUGGGGCAGCUGAGGUGUGGCAGUGCCCCACUGAUGGCAAAGUCCGUCCCUGGCCAGGGCAGCUUCCUGAGGGCAGUGAGGACAGGACACUGCUAGGGGGCUGUGGCUGGAGUGUGCGGGCGUUAGGUCAUGCUCUUGACCUCUGGGCUUGGCCGCUGUGGCCGCCCUGGCUUCGCGCUGCUUUCAUCUCUGGCAGGGACAGUACUAUCCCCAUCACCGAGCCGGGGUCUGAAGGCUGGUCGUUGAUGAGGUGGUGGCCGAGGGGUGCUGGGGGCCUUCCCACCCGGCGAGGGCCCCCAGCAAGAAGAGGCCCAGCCGCACCCCUUGAGCUCAGAGUGGCCGAGGGGACCAUUUCUGUCAACGUCCCCAUCACUGUCCUUGUCUGGCCGCCCCACUACGAGUCCUCCAUGUAAGAGGCACACUGUGCUGGCCGCUGCUCGCGGGGUGGGUUCUCCACACCUGGAUUUCUUCCCGCUCCCAUUCAGUGGCUUUUUAUCUGGUCUCGGAAGCUGAGCCCACAGUGUGUGAAUGGGGGUGCACCAGAUGGUUCUCUCUCUCCGGAUGCCUUGGAGGGCCCCGUGGGAGGGGUACUGCCUGUCACCACUGCCGCCUCCCCACCCCAGCCACCAGGGUUAAUUCGUGCAUGACGGCAGCCAUGCUGGGCACUGCCGGGGACCAGACCUCGGUCAUCUCCGGUCUCUACUCGAUCCGUUCUUAUGGGCUACAUACGCACUUUCCAGGGCCACAGUUGGUGUCAGGUGGGGAAACUGAGGCUGAGCAGGCCAGUGGUUUGUCCUCAGGCCCCUGCAAUCCAGUGGGCCGUGGCAGGAGCCUGGACCGAGGCUCCCGUCCCCUGGAGCGGGACAUGCAGUGCGCACGGCGCAGCCGCCCAUCCCCAGGACAGGCUCAAUAGAGGCUGGGGGCUGGGGGCCCUGUGCCGACAGUCCAGCGCAUUUCCUUAAGGGGCGGGGUUGGGGGGGUGGUGUGUUUGCUGCCACCUCUGCGGGGGCUGGUCCAUCGGGGGCUGCUACCAUGGGCCUGGCCCCAGUUGUGCUCACAAAGUUAGUCUUUUAAAGAGCUGAGCCAGGUGGAGGGCUCGGGGCAGGGUGACUGCCCCGGGCGAGUGGGAUGGGGAACUGGGGCUGGACUCCCUGGGCCUGCUGCUCUGGGACCCCAAGGAGAGAGGAGGGGUCACCAUGGGCUCUGCCCGGCUGUCCAUCUCGGGGCCUCUCCCUCCCAUGCCACUUGCUCUCUCCUCUCCUGCCUCAUUUUCUCAUCUGCCUCCCCUCCUGGGCUCCCCUCCCUCACCCAGGGUCUGCCCGACCCCUUCGCCCCCUCCCCCCCUCGCUGGCCCCGCCCGCCCUGGAGGAGUUGGGCGGCUCUGCCAGCCCUGCAGACUGUUUGGAAUAGUUUAAAUGCUUUGACACUCGGCUGUACUGGAUGGCAGGGCGGCAGUUUACUGGGUAAUUCAUAUGCAAAACUGCACUAUAAAUUUCCAGGCUGUCUCAGUUGCCGUGGCACCACGAAGCAUCUCUCCACGUACAGUACAGUAUUUCUGCCAUCUUUGUUUGCAUUGCAGUGAGUCAUCAAAAGUCUGUCUUGUACCAACACCCGGAGCCGCGCAUUCCUCUGGCACCAACACUCCACUGUUUUUAAAGCCGGGGCUGGGAGCUGGCAUUUACUUCGGCUCCCAAAUCAAAGGCGGCUAUUCAUUCCCGAGAGCUGCCUGAAUGUCCGUCUGCAUCCGGCCUCUUCAUUUAGAUGCUGUGCGCUGCCCCGGAGAGCCGGGCUGGGUGCAGCUGAGCUGCGGCCGCCGAGCCCAGCGCCGAGACUCUCUGCCCUCCUCCUCCUCCUCCUCCUCCUCCUCCUCCUCCUCCUCCUCUCCCGGCUCCUCGCACCCUCCCCACCCCAAGGGCUCCCGCUCCGGUUGCUGCAUUCCCGGAGCAGCUGGCGGCUGCGGGCGGCCGGCGUGCGGGCGAGCCUGCCCCUGCCAGGCUGAGCGGGUAGUGCCGGGGCCACCAGCGGCAGCGGCCAAAGAUGUGCCCGCUCGGGCCGCUCCCGCGCUGAGUCUGAGGCCUGCCCACUUGCGCCUGCCCGCCAUGUCGCAGAUGCUGCACAUAGAGAUUCCCAACUUCGGGAACACCGUGCUCGGCUGCCUCAACGAGCAGCGCCUGCUGGGCCUCUACUGCGAUGUGUCCAUUGUGGUCAAGGGCCAGGCCUUCAAGGCCCACCGGGCCGUCCUGGCUGCCAGCAGCCUCUACUUCCGCGAUCUAUUCAGCGGCAACAGCAAGAGCGCCUUCGAGCUGCCGGGCACGGUGCCUCCCGCCUGCUUCCAGCAGAUCCUGUCCUUCUGCUACACGGGCAGGCUGACCAUGGCGGCCAGCGAGCAGCUCGUGGUCAUGUACACGGCCGGCUUCCUGCAGAUCCAGCACAUCGUGGAGCGCGGCACAGACCUCAUGUUCAAGGUGAGCUCGCCCCACUGUGACUCGCAGACUGCCAUGAUCGAGGACGCCAGCUCCGAGCCCCAGAGCCCCUGCAACCAGCUGCAGCCGGCCGCCACCGCCGCACCCCCCUACGUCGUGUCCCCCUCUGUGCCCAUCCCACUGCUGACCCGCGUGAAGCAUGAAGCCAUGGAGCUGCCACCGGCUGCCGGCCCGGGCCUGUCCUCUAAGCGCCCGCUUGAGACGGGGCCCCGGGAUGGUGCGACGGUGGCGGCGGGCACUGCUGUGGCGGCAGGUGCGACCCCUCUCAAGCUGCCCCGGGUCUCCUACUAUGGGGUGCCCAGCCUGGCCACCCUCAUCCCCAGCAUCCAGCAGGUGCCCUACUCCCAGGGGGAGAGGACCAGUCCGGGGGCCAGCAGCCUGCCCACCACCGACAGCCCCACCUCCUACCACAACGAGGAGGACGAGGAAGAUGACGAGGCCUAUGACACCAUGGUGGAGGAGCAGUACGGCCAGAUGUACAUCAAGGCCUCCGGCAGCUAUGCAGUGCAAGAGAAGCCAGAGCCUGUGCCGCUGGAGAGCCGCUCCUGUGUCCUCAUCCGCCGCGACCUGGUGGCUCUGCCCGCCAGCCUCAUCAGCCAGAUCGGGUACCGCUGCCACCCCAAGCUGUACUCCGAGGGGGACCCCGGUGAGAAGCUGGAGCUGGUGGCAGGCUCCGGGGUCUACAUCACGCGCGGCCAGCUGAUGAACUGCCACCUCUGCGCUGGGGUGAAGCACAAGGUCCUGCUGCGGCGGCUCCUUGCCACCUUCUUUGACAGGAACACGCUGGCCAACAGCUGUGGCACGGGCAUCCGUUCGUCCACCAGUGACCCCAGCCGCAAGCCUCUGGACAGCCGAGUCCUGAACGCUGUGAAAUUGUACUGUCAGAACUUCGCACCCAGCUUCAAGGAGAGUGAGAUGAAUGUGAUCGCCGCGGACAUGUGCACCAAUGCCCGCCGGGUCCGAAAGCGCUGGCUGCCCAAGAUCAAGUCCAUGCUGCCCGAGGGCGUGGAGAUGUACCGCACGGUCAUGGGCUCCUCGGCCGCCGGCGUGCCCCUCGACCCCGAGUUCCCGCCCGCUGCGGCACAGGUGUUCGAGCAGCGUAUCUAUGCCGAGCGCCGCGGGGACGCCGCCACCAUUGUGGCCCUGAGAACUGAUGCCGUGAAUGUCGACCUGGGCGCCGCCAACCCCGCCUUCGAGGCCAGCGAGGAGGCGGAUGGGGCCGGCUCGGUCAUCCAGGAGGUGGCCGCGCCCGAGCCGCUGCCCGCCGAUGGCCAGAGCCCUGGGCAGCCCUUCGAGCAGGGCAGCGCCAGCUCCAGCCGGCCCGCGACGCCGGCGGCCAGGAGACAAGAGGGCUCCUACGCGGGGACCUUGUAGAGGCCAGGAGACGCUCAAGGGACCGGUACUAGAGCUGCUUGCAUGCGUUACUAAUACGACAAAUGUGAUCAAGCCACUUACCUACUGAACUGCUACUGUUGCCUGAACAAAAUGUGAUUUUUAUUCUGCUUGUAUUUAAAGUUGAUGAAGGAGACAAAUGCAUUCAUUAUACUGUAAACGGUUAGGCCCCUGCGACCCUGUGCGAGAGGUCCCAGGGCUGUUUUUGAUACUCGAGAGUUUUGUCGCCUGCCCCUUCUGGGGGGGCAGGGGCGAGAGGCCCUGGUGCCCCCCUCUGCCCACACCCCUUGUCCUUCCUGCUCCCUCUGCCCCAGGGGACGAAGCCUGAGGCCGGCAGAGUAGGGGCAUGUGACACCGUUCCUUGCCCACCAGGACUCUGCCCACCCCGCUGGGGCCACGGGCCAGGGCUGGGCACCCAAGGGCCAAACACCUCUUGUUUUUCCUUCUUCCUGAGACUUGGGGGUCAGGCCUGCCGGGUCCACCAUGCGUGUGGGGUGUGGGUGUGUGUGUGUGUGUGUGUGUGUGUGUGUGUGAGAGCAUGUGCAGGGGGCAUGGUGAGGGCCCAGCUAUGGGCCUUGCCAGUCACUGGCUGCAGAAAGUGUUCUUGGCUGUACCUGUGCUCUGCCCCACAGCCUUGGGGUCUGCCCACCACCCGCAGCUCUUGGGCCACCAGCCCUGAGUACCCGCUGGCCCCCACCUGGCCACCCGCCGUCUGUGGGGUGAGGCCGCCCCCGGUGCAGCCCUCAGCCACGCUGGGAUUCUGUCUGUUUAUGUUUUCGUCUUAAUUCAGAUCUAUUUCAUAUAUGGUUUGGAAACUUUCAGACCCAAAAGAGCAAAAAAUUAGGGAGGAUGGGGUGUCCCUGCCCCCCAACCCACUGUGGCUUGGGGGUGCAUCAUCUGUAUACCAUGUCCCCCACCCCUGUCAGGUCUCACUCACCUCCUGUUGGGGGUGGGGGUCCCAGGGGAGUGCAGCAGGUUGUGUGACUGGUGGAGACAGAGGCCACGUGAGAGCUGGCCUGGGGGGCUCCCUUGGUGCGGGCCCCCCCGAAUUGUGCUCCAAGCCCUCGGGAUGCACCUCUGAGACUGCGGGUGGGGGGCCGUGGUCGCAGGACUGAGCUGGGCCGGUUAGCAUGGGGCUGGCAGGAGCAGCCGCAGGUGGGGAGGUUCUGGACUGCAUGGCUGGGGCAGGAAGGAAGGGCCACGGAGGUUGUCGUUGUGUUUGAGGCUGGUAUGCUUACUCUGAAGUUUAGUUGCUGGUUUUUGGGGAGAGGGGCACAGGUUGUCCAAAGUGGCUGCUCGUCCAGGGGCUGCCUUGCUCCCGAGUCCCAGGCAGCCCCAGGCGUGGUCAGAGACACCGCCUCCACUCCCAGGCUUGAGGGAGCUGUUGCUGCUUCCCUUUGUCCCUAGUGCUGAGCGAGCCCCUCCACCCUGUGCGCACAGGGCCCGGCAGGUGUGGCUCAGCCCCACCCAUGCCCCACAAAGCUGAGCCUCCGCCAGCUGCAGGGCCUCCUGCCAGCUGCAGGGCCUCCCGCGGGGCCCAGUGUGGGGCAGCCUGGGGGUGCUUAGGCCCUUCCCUCUCGGGCUCUCGUUCCUGCUGACCGCUGCCCUUCGCUGUGUGGGAGAGACCUCCGAUGGGGUGGCGGCUGCCUCCCAGAUGGCACUCGGCCUCCCUGGCCUCCUCCAGCCGGGCCAAGCAUGUGCCUGCCCUCCAGAAGGAUCUGAUGGCUUCCGGAAAGGAGUGGGGGGACUCAAGGUGGGCCCGUGCGGGCUAAUCUUGGCCCCGGUACCCGCCCCUCCCUGUCCCAGUGUAGGGAGGUCCAAGCCCUAGGGUCCUGGGCCUGAAGGGCUCAGGUCUCCAGCUCCUGCUCGGGCCUCCAACCAACCAUGUGGCCCAGAGCUGGCCUCUCCCUGCCUCUUCCCUCCCAUCUCAGCCCAGGUGGGGCUGGAGCUCACACAGCCGGGGCCCCACAGCCCACUAGGGACCAGGACCGGGUCCUCCUGGAAUUGGGAGGGGGCCGUGGUGUGGGGGAGGUUCUGGCGGGGAGGCUGACCCCACCCAUCUCCUCUCUGAGUUUCCCUUCAUCUGCUCCCUGCCCCCACCCCAAUUUGCACUUUAAUUUGACCAUCCCUGGGGACCUUCAGGAGAGGGCCACCCGUCCUUGCUGUCCACAGCAGGGCUGGCUCUCUCUCCCUCUGUCUCUUCCACUCCAAAGUGGGCACGGUUCCCCCUCCCCUCGCUGGGAUCGGGGGUGCAGCUGGCCUGGCGGAGGAGGCGGUGGCCGCACAGAGAAGGCCUGACCGCUGCUCAGGCUAGCACAAUGUCCCGCGACCUCUGUCCCUCGAUUGUUUAUAACCGCCGUCUGUUUCAUUGUCCUGGGUAAGGAAGGCAAGAGCUGUGGGUGAAACUUUAAUAAUAAUUCAAUGUGAAUGGGUUCUGAGCUCUGCCUGGGCCCCGGGCGGGCCGGGCCGAGCGUUUUGCACUAAUGUCCCGCGGUGGACGUGGUCGGGAGCGUUUGCAGACGGGCAUGGCUGAUGAUUGUAUCUGCUGGGGCGCUCCCUCCGCGUCCAGAAUGUUCCGCGGGGUGGGCGGCGGUGGGCCUGGGCUCGGAGGGGCCUUCCAGAGUGCCUUAGCAUCUUUUGAUCAUUUUUCCCAAGGAAAACCCAUUAAGAAAACCGGACCCUCCCCUCCUCUGUUUACAAGACGACUAAUUCCUGUCCCGCAAGCGUGAUCCCGACUCACCCUGACCCCGUAGACCGAGAGACGAGCCACUCAGUAUUUAUGAGAUGUCUGCACCUUUAUUCCUGAGCUUGACUAUUAGCAAUACGCAUAUACUACAUAGAGUCUAUUAGAGAGCUAAGUUAUAGCAGCGCCUUUUGCAGGAGGAGAGAAGGGACUGGACCGCGUCGGAGCUGAUGGGGGCGGCUGGCCUGGCGUCCGGCCGCCGCUCUGCCCUCUCCUGCCCUCCCUGGCGGGACGGGAUGUGCCCCAGGAGGCAGCUGGGACAGAGUGCAAAAGGUCCAGGAGAAGGGACCGGGAGAUGUGACAGAUACUGUGAGCUGGGGCGGCCCCGCCCGCCCAGCCGGCGUGCCUCGGUACUUGAAUUCUGUCUUGUGUUCUGCACUGUGUCUGGUGUCGCCCAGAGUUCUCUGUGGUUGCUUCACUUUGCAUUUGACUUGGUUGUCUUAUUUGCCCCUGAAUGUGGAUGCAGCUGUGGACGAGAGGCCGCGGGGAGAGACCUCCGGGUGCACAGCCUGCAGCCCCCACCCGGCCAUCGUGGUGCUGGGCCGGGGCUGCAGGAGCCUGGGUUAAUUUCUCUGUGAAAACUCAUUCUCCGGCAUCUGCGUCUAGAGCUGGGAGGAAGGCAGAGGUGGGGCCAGGGAGGCCAGGGAGCCUGACCGGUCCCCAUUUCACAGCCGGCCCCAGCUGCUUACUGCUUAGAUUCCCCUCAGACGGGUUAUUUUUAUGGAAAUACCUUGCUGCAAGCGGAAAAAGGCCUAUGGCCCAUUAACCAACUGCCAACUCUGAGGAAAGCUCUGCUUGCCUCUCCAGCAGUCAAUCCCAGAGCAGAUUGAGAGUUCGUAGCUGCCUUGAGCUGUAACUACUGUUGCAGACUCGGCUGCUGCAUCCAUCCGUCACUGUGUCAGCCAGCCGCUCCCAGGGUGUCACCCGCCGGAGGCACACAAUGUUUCUAACACGGCAAAGGUUUUUGGUUUUUGUUUGUUUGUUUGUUUGUUUGUUUUGUUUCUUUGAAAAAAAUGAAAAGGAAAAUUAUGCAGAAUCUAACGCAUUCAGAUUGGACAACCUGCUUGAAUUCUGAUCAAUCGCUUCAUUGUAGCGUUUUGCACAUGAUUGUAAUUUUUAUGUCAAAAGAAGCCAAACUUGCAAUACUAUUUUUAGCAGACAAAAAAAAAAAGAACUAAGUAUAAAAUGUAUAAAUAUUUUUGACUUGAACAUUUGGAUGGCACUGGGUGCAAAUAGACCAUUCAUCCUUUGGACGGAAUGUUUGGGGAAAAGAGACUUUUAAAAAAAGGAGACGGUUGUUGUGAAGUCUGCUGAGCCGUCAGUAGUGCUGUAACUCACGACUGUUAUAAAAUGAAUACGCAAAUUGUUCCUGUGCUGCAUAAAGGAGAGUUGUCUCCCAAACCACUGAGUUCCAUUUCAGCCACAGAAGAUGCUCGCUUUUUUUCCUUUCGAAGAAGGAGGAACCUUUGUUCUUCCUGCGUCCUCACGCUCCCUCAAUGCUGCUACUUGGCAGAGUCAAGACUGUUGCUUUUCAGCCACGGCUGACACCGUAUCAAUAACUCGAACAACAGAAACGUCCGCCAGCAACCGGGAAACCGAGGGCUUCUAGCGCGCUCAGAGCCGAGUCGAAGGGUGGAAAUCCGUUAUGUACAAACAAAAGGAUGUGAUCGUUAAUUGUAAAGCGCUUUGUAAAAUUCACAUUUACAGAAUAAUAAAGUCAGUUCAAACCCA